AUGUCACGGUUGCAUUCCAAAAUCGAGAAGAAGGAAAUAUUUUCAAGCUGGAAUUUCCGUAGUCCACAUGAUACCUCAACGGCCAACACGGGGAUUGGAAACGAGUCCGCGUCGGAGUCUGGGACUGAAAUAAUCGGCAAACUGAAGCAAGUUACAAAAUGGAAGAGACUCAAUCGAAUCCCAAUCGGAAGGCACGGUCACCAAGUUGGGAUCUUCGGAAAUUCGUUAGUUUUGAAAAUCGUGCUUCCAUUUAAUGAAAAUCUUUGGGAUAUGCUGCGUACAUUGGGAUAUUACGAAAGGCGAAUCUGUUUUGCGGGCAUUCAGGUCAGGCCAAGAUUACGAAACAUGUCCCUUAUUUCACGCCCGCCUUGCGCGCUACUUCAUGUCAUUUGCAAUAUAGUGGAUCAGAAAGAUAGAACUUACAGCAAGUCUAGGGGUUGUAGAAUAAUACCCACAAUUGACCGUCCAUUUCCUAGAUGCGUUGCAACACUAAUGGCACGGAUGGGCCAGUGUUUUUCGACAUCAACAGACACUAUUACAGUGGUCCCGGAGGAGACUGGAAUCGAGUUUAAAGACAUCGAGGACGUCGAAAUUGCUGCCGCUGAUCAGAAGUACACCUUUUCAGAUGGCGUCGGCCGUAUUUCGUCGAACGUCGCGAAAAAAGUUAGUACAGAAGUCGGUCGAACAUUAUUUAUACUGGACAAAUCUAUCAGUCCUAAACUGCUGUUCCUAGAGAUCCAGCAAGAGUCAUCCCUUCUAGUGUUUCCACAGGAGGAAACAUUCGCUAAACUAACUUUAUUUAUUCUUCUCUAUCAGUGCUGUCUCCAUAAACUGUUUUCUGAGACGAAAAAGAUAUAAGGUUUUAAUUAAGCCACUAGGCACUAACCUUUUAUUUUGAGCAAUAACAUUCUUGAACGAGCAACAAAACAUGCAAAGUCCUAAAAAAUGGAAGAAAAAUCAACGACAUGCAUAAACUGUACGUAUAAUUGCAUUCAGAAUUGAAGAGCAAAAGAGUACAAAUAAAAACAAUUCAAUUUCAGCUUUCUUCUUGUAGUAACAUUGGACUAGUAUAAUGCCCUUACUGUACCUUUAGUAGGGCGAACAAUUGGCAAGACAGAACUAAUAAAGCCAUUCCAUAUUCAGUUUAAAUAAAGCUUGUUUAUUUUAAGUUUUCUCCGGUGGAUAACACUGCAACAAUAAGGAAUGUCCAUUUUUGGAUCUCAAGGAAGAACAGCUUAGAACUGAUAGAGCUAUUCGGUUUAAAUAAAGUUUGUUUAGUCAGUUUAUGUUUCCUCCGAUCGUAACACUGGAACAACAUGGAAUGCCUAUUAUUGGAUCUCUAUAAGAAAAACAGUUGAGAACUGAUAGAGCUAUUCGAUUUAAAUGAAGUUUGAUUAGUUUAGUUUUCCUCCGAUGAUAACACUUAAACAAUAAGGAAUGUCCAUUGUUGGAUCUCAAGGAAUGACAGUUUAGAACAGAGCUAUUCGGUUUAAAUAAAGUUUGUUUAGUUUAAAUUUCCUCCUGUAAUAACAAUGAAACAAUAUGAAUUGCCCAUUGUUGGAUCUCUAGGAAAAACAGUUUAAACCUGAUAUAGCUAUUCCAUUUUAAUACGAUUGUUUAGUUUAAGCUUCCUCCGUCAAUAACACUGGAACAACAUGGAAUGUCUUGGAUCUCUAGGAAGAACAGUUUAGAACUAAAGCUAUUCAGUGUGCAUGCAAUUGGGUCUUAAUUCAAAAACAAUCCCUCUAAACUUGCAAGGAUUGGCAUCGUGUAUCCGUUAACUCACAAAUCAUCUCUUUUUGUUCAAGGUGUCAAUUUUAAUCAACAAGAAACUACCUCCAAGUGCAUUCCAGAUCCGUUUUGCGGGGUACAAAGGCGUCCUAACCACAGACCCGCAAAUACCGGACAACCAGAUACAACUCAGACCAAGCAUGCGCAAAUUUCAGUCCGAUCACAGACGACUUGAGGUGCUUCAAACAUCUCGUCCCCAGGCUGUUUACCUGAAUCAUCAGCUCAUAAUGUUGUUGUCCAAUCUUGGCGUACCUGACCAGGUUUUCCUCAGACAUCAAGAGAAAAUGCUUGAUGCUUUGGCAUGUAUGUAUAUAUAUGCUUUUAUCUGUCCGCAUAUUUGUUAACAUACAGUUUGGGGUUUUGACUGCGCAUACGAAUCCAACAUAAAAUUGGAAGAUUUGAGUCUUUGGCAAAGUAAGAAACAUUGUUGAAGAAAAAUUGUUUUGUAUUUUGGGCAAACCAAAAAUGACACUUGGGAAAUGACAAACUAAACCACAACUACACUAAACUGAAAUUAAAGAGUGAAUAUCAUGCAAGUGAUCCUUUGCACGUUUGUGUUUACAUUUUAUGUUUACAUUCGGCUGUAUCUGCAUAUACUUUCAUUACAAACAUUUUGCACAAAAAACAUUUCACAAGAUAUAAUGACUUACUUCGUUUUAAAAAAGAAAUAGAGUUGUUUUUCAAUAGAAUUCCGAUAAAUAUGGGCCAAUACAAAUUAAAUCUUAGCGAUCGCUUAUAAAUACUAGAGGGUCAGCCAUUUUCUGGGACGCCAAGAGCCCAAAGGAUCACAGGCAUGAUACUCACCCUUCAACUAAACUAAACGAACCUAACCUAUAAGACAACCUAACCUAUAACCUAACCCACAACCUAACCUAACCUAAUCUAAUCUAUAACCUAAUCUAUAACCUAACCUAUAACCUAACCUAUAACCUAAUCUAGCCCACAACCUAAUCUAUAACCUAACCUAACCUGUAACCUAACCUAAGUUACCUAACCCACAACCUAACCUAACCUAUAACCUAACCUAACCCACAACCUAACCUAAUCUAUAACCUAAUCUAUAACCUAAUCUAUAACUCUGCUCUAUCUAUAACCUAACCUAACCUAUAACCUAUAACCUAACCUAUAACCUAUAACCUAACCUAUAACCUAUAACCUAUAACUUAUAACCCAACCCAACCCAACCCAACCCAACCCAACCCAACCCAACCUAACCUACAACCUACAAACUAAACUAAACCGAACUGAACUAAAUUGAAAUAAACUAAAACUAACUCAGUUUAGCUUAUAAUGGACAACUCUCUCAGUUCUAAACUGUUAUCAUGUCACAGUAUAAUUUCAAGAGAAAACAGGAGUACUUGGAGAAAGCCUGAGGACAAACUUGGAAAUUUCUUCUCAAAGUGAGAAUGAGAUCAAAGCACAGUGCCUUCCACACAUCAUUCAAACAUAUUCAUUUCCAAAUACAGAUAUGAUGACAGACGAAAACGAAGCCAAGCAGAGGCUGACUUGCGCCAUCCGUACAGGAAUCAACUACAAAGAAUUAAGCGACGUUGGCGUGUGUCUCACGACCGAACCCUACUUCAGAUCACUCCUGUGUGCUUUAUACCGUGAAAAAAUCCAUGGCCUGCUUUCGAAGGCUCGAAUUCUGCUCCCAGUGACAGAAGCACGUUUAAUGAUGGGCGUUAUGGACGAAACAGGCUUACUUGAAUCUGGUCAGGUAUUUGUUCAGCACACGAAGAUGAGAGGCGAGGGAGACGAACAUUUUGUCGGGAAUAUUAAGACGGUUGUGGCGGGAAAAGUGGUGGUGACCAGAAAUCCGUGUCUACAUCCGGGUGAUGUGCGGCAGCUCGAAGCGGUGGAUGUCCCGGAGUUAAGGCAUCUGGUGGACUGUGUCGUCUUUCCAAGCAAGGGAGCAAGGCCGCAUCCUAAUGAGAUGGCUGGUAAUAGAUUUGAUUUCUAUAUUGACUGA
This is a messenger RNA of Paramuricea clavata, 3760 nucleotides long. Lineage: Eukaryota; Metazoa; Cnidaria; Anthozoa; Malacalcyonacea; Plexauridae. The record is from the annotation of a GenBank genome assembly.